This is a messenger RNA of Acomys russatus (golden spiny mouse), 1831 nucleotides long. It is a transcript of the gene Snx5, whose product is annotated as sorting nexin 5. Gene Ontology annotation, cellular component: endosome. Gene Ontology annotation, biological process: pinocytosis; intracellular protein transport. The transcript has 13 exons. The record is from RefSeq and is a predicted model, not a curated record. Gene Ontology annotation, molecular function: dynactin binding; phosphatidylinositol binding. Bases 72 to 1292 code for a protein of 406 amino acids. NCBI's taxonomy places the organism in Eukaryota, Metazoa, Chordata, Mammalia, Rodentia, Muridae.
CCGGCGGCGGCCCAGCCUCUUCUUUCCUCGCACAGCCGGGCGGCCCCUGCUCGAGGCCCCUGCGCGUCGCCAUGGCCGCGGUUCCCGAGUUGCUGGAGCAGCAGGAGGAGGAGGAGGACCGCAGCAAGUUGCGAUCUGUGUCUGUGGACCUGAAUGUUGACCCGUCACUUCAGAUUGACAUACCUGAUGCACUUAGUGAGAGAGAUAAGGUCAAGUUUACAGUGCACACCAAGACCACACUGCCCUCGUUUCAGAGUCCAGAGUUUUCUGUUACAAGGCAACAUGAAGACUUUGUGUGGCUACAUGACACUCUUACUGAAACAACAGACUAUGCUGGGCUUAUUAUCCCUCCUGCCCCUACAAAGCCAGACUUUGAUGGCCCCCGAGAGAAGAUGCAGAAACUGGGAGAAGGGGAAGGAUCUAUGACAAAAGAAGAAUUUGCCAAGAUGAAGCAAGAACUGGAAGCUGAGUAUCUCGCUGUAUUUAAGAAGACAGUGUCCUCACAUGAAGUCUUUCUUCAGCGGCUUUCUUCUCACCCUGUUCUCAGUAAAGACCGCAACUUCCAUGUUUUCCUGGAGUAUGAUCAGGAUCUAAGCGUUAGGCGGAAAAAUACCAAAGAGAUGUUUGGUGGCUUUUUCAAAAGUGUGGUGAAGAGUGCUGAUGAAGUCCUAUUUUCUGGAGUUAAGGAGGUGGAUGACUUCUUUGAGCAAGAAAAGAACUUCCUUAUUAACUAUUACAAUAGGAUCAAGGAUUCCUGUGCUAAAGCUGACAAAAUGACCAGAUCUCACAAAAGUGUUGCUGAUGACUAUAUCCACACUGCAGCCUGCUUGCACAGCCUGGCCUUAGAAGAACCCGCAGUCAUCAAAAAGUACCUGUUGAAGGUUGCAGAGCUAUUUGAAAAACUUAGGAAAGUGGAAGGUCGAGUCUCAUCUGAUGAAGACUUAAAACUGACAGAGCUCCUUCGGUACUACAUGCUCAACAUAGAGGCUGCAAAGGAUCUCCUAUACAGACGCACAAAAGCCCUAAUUGACUAUGAAAAUUCAAACAAAGCUUUGGACAAGGCCCGGUUAAAAAGCAAAGAUGUCAAGUUGGCUGAGACUCACCAGCAGGAAUGCUGCCAGAAGUUUGAACAGCUUUCUGAAUCUGCCAAAGAAGAACUGGUAAACUUCAAACGGAAGAGAGUGGCAGCGUUUAGAAAGAACCUAAUUGAAAUGUCUGAACUGGAAAUAAAGCAUGCCAGAAAUAAUGUCUCCCUCUUGCAGAGCUGCAUUGACUUAUUCAAGAACAACUAAACUGUCUUUACUCUGAAGGACACCAGUGUGAAAGCCAGCAUCACUUGCACUUCAAUCAUUACUGCAAAUGACAUAGCUUUGACUAGUUUAAAAUCAUGUGAAUAAAUAUUUUGAUUUCUAAAAAUCUUAACACUUAACCAUGUUGGUUUAAAAAUAUUUUCACUGCAUGUUACUUGGACAUAACCAAUCCUUUUCUUAUGCAUUUAAUACCUCAGAGUAGGUAGACUAAAUAAAGGGUUCUCCUAUAGAUGGUCAGGGAUACUAAUAAAUGGUAUGGAGAUGUGUGCCUUCUGGAAAUAGCCUGGCCUACAUCUGUCUCAACAUUUCCUGUGCUUGUGCCCCUUAGAUGUGUGCCAAUUCCAGCAAAUGGUAACUGCUUGUGGGCAAGUGGUAGACACCCUUUGCAGCUCCAUUUUUGUAUCUGGGAUAAAAAUACUUGAGGAAAAAGAGACUCUAGGGUUCUGAUACUGCCUGAUGGUGGGGCAUGUGUGUACGCUUUGGAUGUUUUUAUAAAGUAUAUAAUAAAAUAAUUCAUGCUA